Molecule: messenger RNA, 827 nt
Organism: Tetranychus urticae (two-spotted spider mite)
Lineage: Eukaryota; Metazoa; Arthropoda; Arachnida; Trombidiformes; Tetranychidae
Source: RefSeq, a predicted model, not a curated record
UUCAUUAAAAACAUUUAAUUUCUUCUUUUGUGCAAAAACCUUAAAAUGAUCGCGACUCUCUUCGUUGUCUUUGCUUUUGCUUCUUCGGCUCUUGGCGCUCUUCCAACUCAAAAUUUAUGUCCAGUUCCUCCAACUACUCCUGGUGCUGAUAUUGAUAAAAUUGCCGGUCUUUGGCAUGUAAUUUCUCCACCAACGUCAGAUCCACCGUCUACGUUUUAUUUCAUGCCUCGAAAGGAUGGAAACUUCAAUGUUACGAUUCCCGAAGAUUUACGUUACGGUGAAAAGGUUUAUUUAAAUUUGUUAGGCGAACGUUCUGAUAAUGAAAAUUUACUCAAUAUCUAUCCUGACAUGUCGAAAAAGUAUCCAUACCUAAUGUCAUUGAAUAUACUGGAUGUCGAUUACAUUCACUAUAUGGCUGGUUACAUGUGUUUUUAUCUUCCUACUCGCUCAUUCCCCAUUGGCCCUUUGGUUUUAUCCAGGUCUAACACCAUGAGUGCUGACAAGCUAGCCGAACUGACCGAUCUGAUUAAAAAUUACUUAGAGACAGCGUUGGUCCAAUAAUCCAUUGAGACUAAAUAUUGGCCAGUUUUCCAGUAACGAUAUUCAAACUUGAAUAAAAUUGAAUUUCCAUUGUAAUGGUUGAUAACAUUAAGCAACGAAAUUUACACCAGAGUGUCCAAACAUGUGGCUUCAUUUUGAUAUAAAAUUCAUUCAAAUGAAAUAAUGAUUUAAAUUACUAAAUUACAAUUCAAUCAAUACCUUUUUAAAGAACUUGCAAGUUCUAGAUAACAAUAACAAUUGAAUAUUAAAAUAUAUUAGCGAAUGCA